AUGGCCACAUUGGAAGUCCAGCUGUUGAUGCUGCAAACAACCACCAUGAAAGAGGAGGACAGACCUGCCUUUGUUGAGCCCCUGGUGGCGGAGCUCGCAGCCAGUGGUCUCAGCAUCUCCUCAAUCUUUCAGAUCUUUAAUGAUGAGGUUACGGAUGCUGCGAGGCCCAAUGCAGUGGUUACCCACCUUCACGGCAAGCAGAGGCUCGAGAUGCCGAUGUUGGACCUGAACUUGGAGGUUGGCCCACUGUCUUUCUUCAACCCGAACACGACCACCUGCCGCUUCCUCAUGGAGACGGCGAUCAGGUACUUGAAGCUGCGCAAGAGCGACAUACUGCUGGACAUCUUCUGCGGCAUUGGCACCAUUGGCCUCUGUGCUGCUGGUCACUGCGCCAAGGUGAUUGGCGUCGACAUUGUCGAGGAAAACAUCGAGGAUGCGCGCCGAAACGCGGCGCAGAACUCGAUCCCCAACACGGAGUUUAUCGUCUGGGCCACGGGCGAUGCGUGCCCCGUGGGCUCAAGUCUGACGCCACUCCUGUGGUUCGUGAGCCGCAGACGCAUGGUGCAGAUUGAGAUGAUGAAGGUUGAGGACAGUACUGUCAAGUUCCGCCAGUUGCCCUUGGCACUGGAUGCACCGCCAGGUCUCGAGGCAGAGAACCCCUCUGCAACCGCGGCACUCCGAGGACAGAGUGACUUGGACACUCUGGCCAGCCUUGCAAAAAGUGUCAACGAAUCCUUGGUCCAGUUUGCGCCUGAUUGGUGCAGCACCUUUUCCGUGCCGCCACCCGUCUCGACAGAGAAGAGGGUGCCGGCGCCACCGGGGAGCUUCGUUUCGUCGCAGAAGAUCGCCGCAGACCCCUCGCAAAAACAUGCCCCCGCUGGGCAGCUGCUGCGGUGGUUGCCCGCCCCCAACAAGGCGCAAGCUGGGCCCGGAGCUAUGGGGUACGCUCACUCCCGGGUGAAUUCGAGCCACAUGAAGGACCAGGAUUCCCGGCCUGUGGCAACUCCAUGCCAAGUCCAAGCACCACAUGCUCCCAUCCGCCCAGGGGACUCAAGGGGGCCUCUGAUGCCUGGCUUGGUGACACCAGCGCCCUUCCUGGCAACAUUCCCGGCGGACAGCCCAGGAAGGCAGGAGAUAGCGUCCUUGGACUCGAUCUCGACAAAGUCGACGUGCUCCUGCAGUGAUCCGGAGCAGCUUCCGGACUACAGCUCAAAGAAGCAGAGGAAGAGGAACCAGGCUGCAUGCGUAUGUGAGUACUCCUUCAUCCCGCACCCCGUGAUCCUUGAUGCUUUCGACUUCGUGCCGAAGCUCUACGGGCGCGGCGGGAUCAACAUGAAGGAGAUCAAUGAGGCGUGCGGGGGCAAGAUCCGCCUGCGCGGGCGCGGCAGCCGAUAUUACGAGCUUGGCGGCCUCGAGGCUCCCAUGAACUUGAAGCUCUACUUGAGCUGCAGCAACCCGACCAGCUUCGACGUUGGCCACCGGAUGGUGCUCGAGCUUUUGGGGAAGUUGGACGCAGAGUUCGAGCGCUUCUGCCGAAACUCCAAGGGCUCGAAGCUCAUCUCCAAGCACGGAGCACCUCGCAGGGUGAAUGGGAGCUCGGGAUUGUUUCACGCCUCAGUUACGAGGGAUGUGCCCCACUUGAAUGCCAGAAUCAGGGCUUAG
Messenger RNA from Symbiodinium natans, 1662 nucleotides. The record is from the annotation of a GenBank genome assembly. Lineage: Eukaryota; Dinophyceae; Suessiales; Symbiodiniaceae.